AAAAAACGCCAAAAUUUUUUUCUCUCUCUCUCUCUCUCUUUUUUUUUUCUCUACAUCAUUCUCUUUCUCUCUCUUCGAAUUUCGAAAAAAAAAAUAAAAUGAAAACAACCAAAAGAAAAAACGCGCAAUUGAAAACGGAUCGCAGAAGAAAAAACUGAGAACCCUAACCUUAGUCUGGAGUUUAUCCUGUUUAUUUCCCUUUCUAUGGUUAUUUCUUUUUCGUUUAGUUCUUUUUGAAAAAACUGAUAGCGUAACUUGAUUUUUAGGGUUAGGGUUUUGUGUUCUGGAGAGGAGUAGUAUUAGGAUUAGGGUUAGGCCUAGGGUUUGACGGUUAUGGAAUGCGAAGGUGAUGGUGGUGGUGCUUGUGGUUGUUGUCGGUGAUGACCGGAGCCCUAUGCCACCGGCAGAAGAAGAUGAUGGGUAGGGGUGCGGACGGAGGUUGCGGCACCAAGGAGAGGCCUUGCCGUCCAAUUUCUAGGGUUUCCAGUCGGAGUCCGGUGACCCAAUCUGAGACUGCCCAGAAGCAAUUUUCCCGGGAUAUUGCUGUCGAUUUCUUUUCUCAGGCAUGGAAAACACUUUGCGAACGUUCUCCUUUUGAUAUCCCUGAAGGUGGCUCUGUUUCCGAGUUGAGUGUGCCAACGCUGCCCAGUGGACUGUCUAGUUUUUUGAAGCGGACUGAUAGUAGGAAGAGGCAUAAGAAGUCACAUUCAGGAGCGGAUAAGAAGUCUUCGAGACAGGAGGGAAAGGCACGAGGUGGGAGCAUUUGGGUUGAAACUGAAGAGUAUUUUCGGGACUUGGCAUUGCCAGAUAUUGAUGCUUUGUUUAAGAUUACACCAUCUAGUUCUUUAGCUGCUAGGAAAAAGUGUUUUAUGAUUCCGUAUGUUGGAAAUGAGCAAAGGGCGAAUUUGAAUUUAGAUGCUCAGGUGGAUGAGAAGGCGAAUGUGAGUAGUGGAGAGAAUUUUAAUGUCAGGAAUGAAAAUGGUGAUGUUGGUAAAGAAGAAGGGAAAGAGGUCGUCAUGGAGGAGGAUGGGCAGUUAAUGGAAAUUGAUAGUGUGGCAACCCAAGCUCAGUUUUCACUAAAGGAAGCAGAAGGAUACUCUGCUUCAGAUUCAACCAGUGGUUUAGAGUGGCUUUUAGGUUCUAGGAGUAGGAUAUUGUUAACUUCAGAGCGGCCUUCAAAGAAGCGGAAGCUUCUUGGAGAGGAUGCUGGUCUGGAGAAAAUAUUAAUUGCGUGUCCAUGUGAUGGGAAUUCAUCUUUAUGUCACUUUUGUUGCAUUGAUGAUACCAGAAAAGAAUCAAACAGAUUGAUUGUUUGCAGUUCUUGUAAGGUUGCUGUUCAUCAAAAGUGCUAUGGUGUGCAAAAUGAUGUAGAUAGUUCUUGGUUGUGUUCUUGGUGCAAGCUGAAAAAUGAUGGUGGUGAUAAGGUGAAACCCUGUGUACUUUGUCCGAAACAGGGUGGUGCUUUAAAGCCCAUUCAAAAGAGUGAUGAAAAUCGCGGGUCUGUGGAGUUUGCUCACUUGUUUUGUUCGCACUGGAUGCCUGAGGUUUAUAUAGAAAACUUGACAAAAAUGGAACCGAUUAUUAAUGUGGAAGGAAUAAAGGACACUAGAAAGAAAUUAGUCUGUAAUGUAUGCAAGGUGAAGUAUGGUGCAUGUGUUCGGUGCAGUCAUGGAACUUGCAGAACCUCAUUCCAUCCUAUAUGUGCAAGAGAAGCCAGGCAUAGAAUGGAAGUUUGGGGAAGAUAUGGGUGUGAUAAUAUUGAGUUACGGGCAUUUUGCUCUAAGCAUUCCGAAAUCCACCAUAACAGCAGUUCGUCACAACUUUUACAAUUUUGUGCAGCUGGCUGUGAUUCUUCUAUCACCAACAAACUUUCUCCAACAUCUAUGGACAAGUCUCAAAAUUUAAAAAUUGGCCUAAAAAAUGGAGAUAAAAUUGCAGUGGACAUUGAAGCUCUGGAUGAUAACUCUGAUAAAUCUGGUGAUGGUGAGUUGCAAGCGAUAGGCUUGUCUGAUACCAGACUAAAUGCCCGAGUUGCAUCAGAACGUUGUGGGACAGAGCAGCUGGUUGAUGUGGGGUUAUUGGAGAGGAGUAACGGCAAUGACCAUAACCCAUCUGACUCCUUUAAUUUUACAGUGAUUUUGAAGAAGCUAAUUGACCGAGGGAAAGUCAAUGUAAAAGAUGUAGCAUUGGAGAUUGGACUCUCAGCUGGUUCUUUGAGUGCUUCAUUAGAUGAUGAUAGCUUGGCACCUGACCUGCAAUGCAAAAUAGCGAAAUGGCUUAGAAAUCAUGCAUAUAUGGGCUCUUCCCAAAAAAAGUUAAAAGUUAAGAUAAAGUCUUUGAUUUCAUCCAAGGAUGAGACUGGAGCAACGGAUAGUUCUGAUGAUAUAAUGGUAUCUGAGUCUGAUAUAAUUGAUCCUGUUGCUGUUAAGUCUGUACCCCCUCGGAGAAGAACCAAGAGUAAUGUGAGGAUUAUGAGGGAUAACAGAGUAAUAUGCUCCUCUGAUGAAAUUACUAAUGACAAUGGGGUAGUGAUGGAAGAAGUUCGGGUUGAUCAACUUGCUAAGGAAGAAACUUAUGAUUCAAGUAAAGCAUCUAUUCCUGAUACUACUGGAAAGAAUUCAACCAAGCUUGAUGGUUCCCUGGACUCUUCAGAGAGGCAUUUGCCCACAUCUGAAGGAAAUUCAACUGAUCUCUUAAAUAACAACCUCUCUGAAAGAUGUCAAUCAGAAAGGGCAACCACUCCUGAGGCGAAUGCAGAUCAGGAAAAUUCCAUUUGCCCAAUUGUGAAUCCAAUUAUAACUGAUCUCAUAAGAACUGAAGAAUUUUCUAAUUUUUACAUUCACCCCCAUAUACACAAGAAAUUGCUGCAGAUGCACAAUGGGAUGCUUUGUAAGAAUAGAAUGGGGGAGUUUGAGGGCGGAAAGGACACAUUAAAUGAGUUUGAAGGUUUAAGGGAAGGAGAUCUCUCUUGCUGGGCGGCUUCCUCUAACGCCAGCGUCUGCUGUAGUCACCAAAGCGAACAUUCAAAGUGCAAUGAAAAGAGCUGUCGAUCUGAUGAUUUAGAGCUGUUGGUUAAGGCUAGGAAAUUGGGAGUUCUCAAAUUGUCGCCAGAGGAUGAAGUGGAAGGGGAAAUUAUAUAUUAUCAGCAUACAUUACUGGGCAAUGCAGUUGCAAGAAACCAUGUUACUGAUAAUUUAGUUUCUAGGGUUUCUAAAAGUCUACCACAGGAGGUUGAAGCAGCAAGGACACAAAGAUGGGAUACUGUGCUUGUUAAUCAAUAUCUGUAUGAGCUAAGAGAAGCAAAGAAGCAGGGACGUAAAGAGAGAAGACAUAAGGAAGCACAGGCUGUGUUAGCUGCAGCAACUGCUGCAGCAGCUGCUUCCUCCAGGAUUUCAUCAUCCAGAAAAGAUGGCUUGGAAGAUUCUAGUCAGCAAGAGAAUGUAUUGAAGCUGAAUGCUUCUGUUGGAAGGGCUGGCAUUAUUAGUUCUCACACAAGAGCAAAAGAUGCACUUUCUAGAAAUGUUGUCCCAAGGAUUUCAUCUGAAAAAUACUCUGGUAUUGUUCAAUCAGUGUCAGAUUUUUCUAAAGAACAUCCUAGGUCAUGUGACAUCUGCAGACGGUCUGAGACAGUACUGAAUCCUAUUUUAGUCUGUUCUGGAUGCAAGGUUGCAGUUCACUUGGAUUGCUAUCGCAAUGUUAAAGAAUCUACAGGUCCUUGGUGCUGUGAAUUAUGCGAAGAAUUGUUUUCGUCUAGAUCCUCUGGAGCUCCAUCUCUAAAUUUUUGGGAGAAACCUUAUCCUGCUGCUGAAUGUGGUUUAUGUGGUGGUACUACUGGUGCUUUUAGGAAAUCUGUUGAUGGCCAGUGGGUACAUGCUUUCUGUGCUGAGUGGGUUCUUGAAUCAACAUUCAGAAGGGGACAAGUAAAUCCUAUAGAAGGAAUGGAGAUUGUUUCAAGGGGGGUCAACAUUUGUUGUAUAUGCCGUCGCAAGCAUGGUGCAUGCAUUAAGUGUAGUUAUGGUCACUGUCAGGCCACGUUUCAUCCGUCCUGUGCUAGAAGUGCUGGCUUCUAUAUGAAUGUGAAGCUUGGUGGUGGCAAAUUGCAGCACAAGGCUUAUUGUGAAAAGCACAGUGUGGAGCAGAGAACAAAGGCUGAAACUCAGAAACAUGGAAUUGAGGAGUUGAAAAACAUGAAGCAAAUUCGGGUUGAAUUGGAUAGAUUACGCCUUCUUUGUGAAAGAAUCAUCAAACGUGAAAAAUUGAAGCGGGAGUUGGUGCUUUGCUCACAUGAAAUACUUGCUUGCAAAAGAGAUCAUGUUACUCGUUCAGUGCUUGUUCAUAGUCCUUUUUUCCAUCCGGAUGUUAGCUCAGAAUCUGCAACAACUUCUCUCAAGGGUCAUACUAGUGGUUACAAGUCAUGCAGUGAAGUGAUGCGAUCAGAUGAUGUAACUGUGGACAGUACUCUUUCAGUGAAGCACCGAGCAAAGGCUUCUGUGCUUAUGGACAAUGAUCAAAGGACUGAUGACAGCUCCACUUCGCUUUUAGUCCAGAAGCCAGCAGAGAGGGUGCCUUUCUCAGGGAAGCAAAUCCCUCAUAGAUAUUCUCUUGCAUCUCGAAAAGGUUUGGAUAAUGCAGAUUGGAACUCAAAAUCCAGAAAGCCUGUUGAAACAUUUGAAAAGGAGCUGGUAAUGACAUCAGAUGAAGCAUCUAUGAAGAAUUCACGGUUACCUAAAGGAUAUUGUUACGUUCCUGUUGAUUGUCUUCCUAAGGAGAAGCAGCUCACACAGGAUGCUUGUUCGGAUGGACAAUUGGAGCACAAUGGUUAGGCUUUGUCAAUACCCCGGUUGUUUCAAUUGCCUAAGGGUGACGGCCAUCUGUGCCCUUUAUAACUGCUUUCUGAGUGAAGGAGGUGCCACGUUUAUCAGAUUAUGAAGGCAGUACGGUGACCAAAUUGGUGCCUAGAUGUUGAUUGGGGCCAGUGUCGCCUUGAUGCCAUGGGAGCUACAUAGUGUGGCUCGGAAUGGCAAGUUUUGGCACAUCAUUGUUGUAUAUUUCAUUGUGAGAGUAAAUUGUACAGUGGGUGAGUUUAUUCCAUUAUGUUUUGCCAAAAAAUUCAGUCUUGAAGGGGUCUCGAGGGGUUGAGGACAGACAGGAGAUAGAGAUUUGCUUAUUGUAACACUAUGUGAAUAGUGAGGAAAUUAGAAAAAGGUGUUACCUGCUGUGUAUAGUUUAGUUAGUGUACAUAAUUCUGCUAAGAAAUCUUGGUCAACGAGAGCUUAGUACAAGCAUCUCAAUCCUCAGUUUUUGAAAAUUGUAAACUUCUCAUGAGGAAUUUCAAAUCUAAUGAAAGAAAUUGGACAUAAAAAAAAAUAAUAAUGCAACGUUCUUGAUGUAAUUUGAA
This is a messenger RNA of Durio zibethinus, 5398 nucleotides long. RefSeq lists its product as uncharacterized. NCBI's taxonomy places the organism in Eukaryota, Viridiplantae, Streptophyta, Magnoliopsida, Malvales, Malvaceae. Gene Ontology annotation, biological process: regulation of transcription by RNA polymerase II. The record is from RefSeq and is a predicted model, not a curated record.